GCCUAUUCUCCGGGCACUGGGCACUGCGUGGUCUUGGCACUGAUCAACAUCAAUAAAAAUGUCUUCCCAACACCCAAGACACACGCCAAAUGAUGUCAUAUCCGUUGUGCGACUCCCCUGCAGCCUCGUACAUCUGUCUCGUCCCCUGGCAUAAACUUUUCUCUGUGGUGUCACUGGUGUGUGUUGAUCAGACCGGCGCGUUGGCUCUGCUUCACACAAGAGUCCUCGGAGCGUUGGGAAUGAACGCGGAUCUAUCCGUCUUGUUCCAUUGGAGCGCUCUGAACGGCGGUGGGCACAGCCAAUACAGGCAGCGACGCGGACGCAUUCCUGCAACGAGGGCUGUGGGUGAAUAAAGCGAGAAAAGUGUAACUGUUCCCGAUAGACAGAAUGCGUGCUCUAUUUAGUGUCCUGUACCCGGUGAUUUCAAUCACGGUCUUCGGAUUAUAUCCGUCAAUGACAAUUGGGCCUAAGGAGGGUUGGCAGGUGUACAGCUCUGCCCAGGAUGCCGAUGGUCGGUGUAUCUGCACGGUGGUGGCACCUGAACAGAACCUCUGCUCCAGAGAUGCCAAGGGAAGACAGCUCCGCCAGCUACUGGAGAAGGUGCAGAACAUGUCCCAGUCCAUUGAGGUGUUGAACCUACGGACUCAGAGGGACUUCCAGUAUGUCAUGAAGAUGGAGAAUCAGAUGAAAGGGCUCCGGACCAAGUUCAGACAGGUAGAAGAUGACAGGAAGACUAUUAUGGCCAAGAACUUCCAGGAGCUUAAGGAGAAGAUGGAUGAGCUGCAGCCUCUGAUCCCUGUGUUGGAGCAGUACAAGACAGACGCCCAGCUCAUCUCCUCCUUUAAAGAGGAGAUCAGAAACCUGUCCAUGGUGCUCACAGCUAUCCAGGAGGAGAUGGGGGCAUACGACUAUGACGAGCUCUACCAGAGGGUGCUGAGACUGGACAGCAGGCUCCGCAACUGCAUGGGCAAACUCACAUGUGGGAAAUUAAUGAAAAUCACUGGACCUGUAACAAUAAAGACAUCUGGCACCCGGUUUGGGGCAUGGAUGACUGAUCCACAGGCCUCUCAGAGAAACAACAGGGUCUGGUACAUGGACAGCUACACCAACAGUAAGAUUGUCCGUGAGUACAAGACCAUGGAAGACUUUGUGGCUAAUGUGGUGUCUCGAACCUACAACCUUCCAUUUAAAUGGGAGGGAACCGGUCACGUGGUAUACAAUGGAUCCCUGUACUACAACAAGUAUCAGAGUAACAUCAUCGUGAAGUACAGUUUUGAGACAGGUCGGGUGCUGGCUCAGCGGGCUCUGGAGUACGCCGGCUUCCACAACACCUACCCCUACUCCUGGGGCGGAUACUCCGACAUCGAUGUCAUGGCCGACGAACUGGGCAUGUGGGUGGUGUACGCAACCAAUCAGAACGCGGGAAAUAUCGUCAUCGCCCAGAUGGACCCGGACACCUUGGAAGUCCAGAAGACAUGGAACACGGAAUAUUCCAAACGGAAUGCGGGAGAAUCCUUCAUGAUCUGCGGAACACUCUACAUCACCAACUCUCACCUGACGGGUGCUAAGGUCUACUACUCAUACUCCACCAAGACCUCCAGCUAUGAGUACACAGACAUCCCCUUCCACAACCAGUACUUUCACAUGUCCAUGUUAGACUAUAAUGCCAGGGAGAGGGCACUCUAUGCCUGGAACAAUGGACACCAGGUGCUGUUCAAUGUCACUCUGUUCCACGUCAUCAAAACCGAAGAUGACUCCUAGAAGAGAAAUGAGAACAAAUGUCAGAUGUCCUCAUAUGGAUACCAUACAAAUGAGAACAACAACUCUCAAAGAGAAAGCACCAUCAUUUGUGAUAUACAAGGGACCUUGUACUAACUCCCUUGUUCAUAUUUUUUCUUCUCCUCCCUAAAAUGAACUGUGCUGUUUUUACAUUGCCAUUACUUGAAGAAAUCACCUUUUUGUAUUUUCUGGGCCAGAACACUUGAACACGGACAGAAUGGCAUUCCGUUUCCAUUCUUCCUUUUUUAACUUCUUACAUCGCUGCUGAAAAGACGACUUUACUGUAUGGCCUUAUUCACUGCUGUCUUUUGGAUCCGUAUCAGCCGAAGGCUCUAGAUUGCUUUUGUGCAUGAAUGUCUGACAUUUUGUCUGAUGUAAUUUAUGAUGAUAUAUUAGCUACGUUCCUGUUCUAGACAUGUCCUUUAGUUCUCACGGUGUUUGUGGUGAUGUCUAUUUAAAGUAUUUAAACCGGGGAGGUUGAAGAUCAUCCCCUCCAGACUAUUUGCUGCCAUGUAUGAAGAAGUUAUUUAUAACAAAGCAAAAUGGACAGUCUUAUCAACUUAUUAAAAAUAUUGCAGUAAUAAUUUUAUGUCUCUAUGUGAGAGUUAAGUCCAUAUUUUUUAUAAAAUACUGUAUCAUAAAAGCGUAUCUGUUUUUAUUUGUCCAUGUUGAAUAAGGCAAUACAUACUCUUAUAGUAAAAACUGAAAUGAACCAAUCCAGCACCAAAUAAAUCCUAUGAUUUUAUCUCGGU
This is a messenger RNA of Oncorhynchus kisutch (coho salmon), 2531 nucleotides long. RefSeq names its product olfactomedin 3a (gene olfm3a). The coding region runs from base 388 to 1761 and encodes 457 amino acids. The transcript has 6 exons. The record is from RefSeq and is a predicted model, not a curated record. Lineage: Eukaryota; Metazoa; Chordata; Actinopteri; Salmoniformes; Salmonidae. Gene Ontology annotation, biological process: signal transduction.